UACGUGGCUGGUUGACGUCUAGUGUUUCGCUACGUUCUCUCACGCGAGCUUGCAUUUACCUUAGGAAUUGGGUACUUCAACACAGUUUUACAACGAACUGUUAAAACUAAUUACUCAAUAAAAAAUGGAUCAGAUCGCUAAAUUCGUGGAGCCUGGCAAGCAGUUCGCUAAGGAUUCUAUCAGACUGGUCAGGAGAUGCACGAAGCCCGACAGAAAAGAAUUCCAAAAAAUUGCCAUCGCGACAGCCAUCGGUUUUUGCAUCAUGGGUUUCAUCGGUUUCUUCGUGAAGCUUAUACACAUCCCCAUCAACAACAUCAUUGUCGGAUCAUAAACUGCUAGUUCUAGUUUAGACAUAAUUCUCAUUCGGAGGUGGACGGGACUUACUCCAGGUGUAAAAGUACCAAGAUACCAAGGGAGAGCAGGGGGGUAGCGGCAUUACAUACAAAUCAUACAAUGUAUGGUAUGUCCAUGCCCCUCCACUAGGCCUUCGGCAGAAUCAUCUUGCCCCCAGCUGGUCCAUCGGCUGACGAUGCUCUUGAGUUUGUCUAUAACAUAUAGCGCGAAUGGUACUGGUUACUGGUGAAUGAGCUCGUUUUCGCGAGCAGUGUGCAAAUUACUUGUGGAGUGGCAUUCGUCAGAUGUGGACGCACCUUAAAAAUCAUGUACAAAUUAUUGGAAAGUUAUAAUUAUUUGAAAUCAUAAUCAUUACAUAAUCACCCACAGUACAAUCAAGGCAGCAUACUUUAAAUUCUAAAUGUUAAUUAGACUAAGUUCUGUCUACCUCCACUCUACUAUUAAGGCCCGGACACUAAGUUAAAGCAUCCCAUUAUUUUCAUUUUAUAUUUUAAAUUGAAUGAAUAAAUUAUUCAACUU
Messenger RNA from Cydia strobilella, 873 nucleotides. RefSeq names its product protein transport protein Sec61 subunit gamma. Gene Ontology annotation, biological process: post-translational protein targeting to membrane, translocation; protein targeting. The coding region runs from base 125 to 331 and encodes 68 amino acids. The transcript is spliced from 3 exons. Gene Ontology annotation, cellular component: Ssh1 translocon complex; membrane. NCBI's taxonomy places the organism in Eukaryota, Metazoa, Arthropoda, Insecta, Lepidoptera, Tortricidae. The record is from RefSeq and is a predicted model, not a curated record. Gene Ontology annotation, molecular function: transmembrane protein transporter activity.